Messenger RNA from Caenorhabditis briggsae, 579 nucleotides. RefSeq names its product Protein CBR-CLC-4 (gene Cbr-clc-4). The record is from RefSeq and is a predicted model, not a curated record. The transcript has 6 exons. Bases 1 to 579 code for a protein of 192 amino acids. Lineage: Eukaryota; Metazoa; Nematoda; Chromadorea; Rhabditida; Rhabditidae.
AUGUGCUCAUCGCUCACUCAACUAGUGUUUGGGGUCGUCAUGCUCGGUGCCAUCGCGCUCACUCUUGGAGCCACCUUCUCGGAUAAGUGGACCACCGUCCAAGCUGACCUAAUUGAUUUGUACCAGCAUGUAGACGCUAACCAAACGGAGCGUCUUAUUGGAAUCCUUCCCUUCUUCUGUGACACCGACGCCGCCGGAUGCGCUCGUUUUUGGAAGGAAAUGAAACCCUACGAGAAAAUGGUCGCCAUCUGCAUGAUAUCAGCUCUAAUCCUGGAGAUUGUUGCCUUCGUCUGGAACUUCCUCACCUCAUGCACCUGCUGCUUCAAAAAAUAUCUUCUCCAUCCCCUCUCGCCACUCUCCUUCCUCAUCACCAUCUUGCUCACCAUCGCCAUUGCUGUUUUCUACUACAACAGCGAUAAAGUUAGACAUGAUGUUGACAUUCAGAACUUCUUCAACGGAAAGGAAUUGGACAUUAAUAUUGGCUCCGCCUUCUGGAUGGCUGUCGGUGCUUGGUGCCUCGUCGUCGUUGAUACAAUCCUCGCCUCUUUUGCCAUCUUCUUUGCUCAACACGGAGUCUAG